GCAAGUUGCAACACUAUUAGUCUAGUCGAUGAUUGAUGAUUCGCGUAUGUCGUGCUAGUGAGAAGAAAGUAAAUUGAAAUAUUUACCUAUAGUAUUUGCAUAUAACAAUCGAAUCAAUGAGGUAUAUUGCGUGAUGAAGAUUAUUGCUGCAGCUUUUAAAAAAAGUGUGUGCCAAAGUAGUGUCUACGCAUUCAAAACUUGUGAUGAACAAAAUGUAUGGCUGUGCUUCUUUAAAUUGAUUUUAAUAGUGUAUUUGUUAUAAAUAUUGAAGCAGGAUGCCGAGAGGGGAGAACCGACCGAGCGUCCUGUUAUCUCGCGAAGAAAAUGAGCAGGUGUUUAGUCUCAUAGGACCAAAAUGUCAGAGUCUUGCUACUGCAGUGGUGCAGUUAUUUACAACAGAGGGGCCAGGUCAUACAGAAUGGAAGAAGAAAGACACUGGCGUACUGUGCCUUAUAAAGGACAAUGCCAAAAGGUCCUAUUUCUUCCGGAUAUAUUGUCUAUACCGGAAGACUAUGAUAUGGGAACAUGAGGUCUACAUGCAAAUAGAAUAUAAAAGUCCAAGACCAUAUUUACAUACAUUUGAAGCAGAGGAAUAUAUGACAGCAUUUAACUUCGCAAAUGAAGAUGAGGCGCGCGUCUUGAGGAACAUUCUCAUAGAGAAAAUCGAACUGCGGAAACAAAGACGCGAAGAUAGACGUCAGCGUUCUAUGCAAGCGGCUAGAGCUAACAGUACAGCUUCGAAUCAGUCUCGUAUGAAUGGAGUCCCUCACACUCCGCCACCCGCUCCUACGCCCGCUCCGCCACCCGCUACCGUUCAGCCGCAGAAAACGAAUACGAUAUCAAGUUACACACUAAAAGGCAAGAAACCGAAAGCGAGGAAGCUCACAAAAGCCGAUAUAGGCGCGCCACAGGACUUCAAACAUGUUUCUCACGUUGGUUGGGAUGCUGAAAAAGGUUUUGACGUCGGCAACCUUCCGGAAGCGGAUAUGCGUUCGUUCUUCUCUAAAGCGGGAAUAAGUGAUAUUCAGCUUAUCGAUCGGGACACGCGACAAUUUAUUUACGACUUCAUCAACACUCAUGGAGGAUAUGAUGCCGUCAAGGAGGAGUUGCAUGAAGAUCCCCCUAAAUAUUCCCCCCGCAGUGGGGCGGUGCCCCCACCACCGCCUGCCCCUCCCGUGCCUUCGAGAGCACCGCACGCGCAUGCGCCCGCUCCACCGUCCAGGGCGCCGCCCCCGCCCCCGGCAAGGGCGGUGCCACCUCCCCCGCCGCCCCCCACUAUUACAGCGCCACGGAACCCGCCGCCUCCCCGCCCGAACCAACCUCCAUCUGGUGGCCCUCCGUCGGUGCCGCCUCCUCCACCGCCCACCGCUGCGCCGCCCGCCCCGCCUCCACCUCCACCUGCCCCAGCGCCGCCGCCCGCCCCGCCCAUGCCGGCAGAAGCUAGCAACGACCCUAGGGCGGCCCUCAUGGAGAGCAUACGCAACGGGAAUAAGGCUUUACGGAAAGUGGAAAUGGUCGCUAAACAGUCAGCCAAUGAUGAUAGCAGAAGUAAUUUGCUCAGCGAAAUAAGGCAGGGAUUUAACUUGAGAGCCGUGAAGCCCUCUAGCACAAACCAAGUGACAGAAGAUCGACCUCCUACGUGCGGCCUAGCGGGUGCGCUCGCUAAAGCUUUACAGGAACGAGCGCGAGCCAUACAUUCAUCGGACUCCGAAGACAGCGAAACUACUAGCGAUGGAGAAUGGGACGAUUAGACAUCUUUUUCAAGAGCCUUUCUGGUUUUAGCAAUACUGAACCUCCUGUAUGUGAGGCGAUAACAUAGUGAGUGUUUAAGUAGUUCUUUCAUUAUUAUUUUUGUUCAUCCUCAUGAUAAAGUUUACACAUAUAUAUUGCCCUUGGAUAUAUGCGAGUACUGCACUUUUUAACAUCUAUAUAUACACGAAUUUAUUAUUUUCAACGUUUUGAUGACUCCAUAUGUAUCUUAUAAGAUUAACUGAACAUAUGUGGCUCUCGUAACGUCAGGUUUUUGUUAAUAUUGUUAUUAACUCGCAUUUAAUGAAGUUUUAUGUAAAUCUUUACUCCCUUUGAGAUUAACCUUGACUUUUAAGCAGAAAUAUAAAAACAAAUGAAGUGCCAAGUAAUAACGUGUUUGGUUGUUUUAGAAACAUGUAGAGGUGUAAAAUAUUAAUCAGACAUUACAAAUAAAGUGCUCAAAAGGCUAACCCAAAUAUAUAUUGUAUAAUUAGUUAUUUUAGCAAGUCCAUAUUUCUUCAUAAUAUAUAAGCUGCUUUCUUGAUAGUAAUUAAAUUAAUUUCACAUCAGUAUAACUGUAUACCACAUGUAAUGUGACCCGCCCAAACUUUUAGGAUAAUUUUAUUUUAAUGAUAAAAUAGUCAUUAUAAUCUUGUACAUAGUUUUUCAUUAGGCAAAGGACUGAAGAAAAACGUUGGUGAUUAUAAAAGUACCUUAAUUCUUGUAAUAACUAGGUGUUUGUAUAUUUCAUAUUUUUGAAUUGCUUAUUAUUAUAAUCUUAUUAAUCUAACUUUUAAGAAAUUGAGAUAUUAAUCUUCUUUUCAUUUUAUAUUUUCACAACAAAAUUAUUUGACUGUUUUAUUUAUAUGUAAUUUAUUUUAAUUUACUACCUUAUUUUUCCAAUGUGUCAUUUUUAUGUCAUAUUUCAUUAAUGAUUCAGUGUAUUCUGUAUUUUAAAUAUUAUCGUCUAGUAUUCUAUUUAUUUUCAUUGAAAACAAUGUAUGUUGGAUAUGUAACCUAAAUGUAUAGCAUAUUUUUUAAAGAUUGUUUUGUAUCUGGCGGCUUAACUUUCUUUUUCCACUGUCGCAUUUUUAUGGCAUAUUUCAUGAGUGAUUCAGUGUUUUCUGUAUUUUAAGUAUUAUCGUCUAGUAUUCUAUUUAUUUUCAUUUAAAGCAAUGUUAGUUAUGUAACCUAAAUGUACAUAAAAAUGUAAAGCAUAUUUUUUUAAGAUAGUUUUGUAUCUGGCGGCAUAAUAAAGCUAGCAAAAACUAUUGUAAUGUACCACCUGUUAACACUUGGUUGAAUUAAUAAAUUAUUAAUCCGGUGAGUUUAUUUU
Molecule: messenger RNA, 3085 nt
Organism: Pieris rapae (cabbage white)
Lineage: Eukaryota; Metazoa; Arthropoda; Insecta; Lepidoptera; Pieridae
Product: neural Wiskott-Aldrich syndrome protein
Exons: 11
Coding region: 276-1751 (491 amino acids)
Biological process (GO): actin filament organization
Molecular function (GO): actin binding
Source: RefSeq, a predicted model, not a curated record